CAAUUUCGCUUGUUCGAUUUGUCCUAUCAAUUCCCAUUAAUCUUCUUGGUUGGAUCCUAGGAUGGAAUCGAAAGGCGCGAAUCGUUUUCUCGCAGUUCUCUUGCUGAGCAUCGCGACCACAGCCUUUUCUGCUCCUUAUUACGACUCUGGCCUCACGCCUUACUACUACGACUAUGCUUGUUCUCAAGCUUUGCCGACCAUCAGACGCGUCGUCAAGGAGGCGGUGGAGAAAGAGAGGCGCAUGGGCGCUUCCUUGCUGCGUUUGCACUUCCACGACUGUUUCGUCAACGGCUGUGAUGCUUCAGUACUCCUAGACCCGACGCCCACCAUCGAUAGCGAAAAGCUUGCCGGCGCAAACAACAAUUCUGCUAGAGGUUUCGAAGUGAUUGAUCAAAUCAAGGAGGAGGUUGACAAAGUUUGUGGCCGUGCGGUGGUCUCUUGCGCAGAUAUUUUGGCAGUCGCUGCUCGCGACUCCGUUGUUGCGCUUGGAGGGCCAUGGUGGAACGUAAGGCUUGGAAGACGAGACUCGACCACCGCGAGCAGGACCACCGCCAACACUGACCUUCCGGCCCCGUUCAUGGACCUCAAUGCACUAACUAGCUCAUUCCAAAAACAAGGCCUCAGUGCCAAAGACUUGGUCGUUCUCUCCGGCGGACACACACUAGGGUUUGCGCAAUGCUUUACCUUCAAGGACCGAGCCCAUAACGACUUGAACAUCCACCCUAAGUUCGCGAAGAAGCUCCAGUCCCUUUGCCCUCGCGCCGAAUCCGGAAGCGACUCAAACCUCGCUAAGCUGGACCCUACGUCGUCGCGCUUCGACACGUUGUACUACAAGAACUUGCUGAAGCAAAAGGGUCUUCUCGGAUCAGAUCAAGUGCUUUUCGGAGGUGGCAACACCGACGAGCUAGUGAGGACGUACAGCGACAACGCCAACGCGUUUUGGAAGGAUUUCGCCAAAUCGAUGGUCAAGAUGGGGAAUAUAAAGCCGCUAACCGGAAAUCUUGGUCAGGUUCGCCAUAACUGUAGAUGGGUGAAUUAAAGUGUGUGGAUCCACACAUAUGAUUCUAGAGUUCGUGCUCAUCAAAGAGCGAGAUUAUUUUGUGUUAAGUGCUAUGUCAUUAUUUAUUUGUUCUAAAACGUGUGUCAUGGCUUUAGCUUCUAACAAAAUAUCAGGAAGCUAAUGACCUCAAUACAAGCAAUUUGUUUUAACAGUAAAAUAUGCAUACUCCUCAGUAAAAAUUUUUUUAGUGGUGUAAUUUGUUCUAUAAGU
Molecule: messenger RNA, 1270 nt
Organism: Rhodamnia argentea
Lineage: Eukaryota; Viridiplantae; Streptophyta; Magnoliopsida; Myrtales; Myrtaceae
Product: peroxidase P7-like
Exons: 3
Coding region: 62-1039 (325 amino acids)
Biological process (GO): response to oxidative stress; hydrogen peroxide catabolic process
Molecular function (GO): heme binding; peroxidase activity
Source: RefSeq, a predicted model, not a curated record